AUGCAAAUUUUCAUUAACAACCAAGAAGUCAAUCAAACCAGUGAAAACCGAUUCCUCAGUCAAAUCAAAAUGUUUGCACCUACACAGUUAGCUGAACUUUGUAUGAAUCGUCUGGUGACAUCAAACACUCCGGAGCCGUAUGACAAGAAUUUUAGAAGCCUGUCAGUUUUGGAACCAAGCUAUUCACCCGUCAACGCUGGUAACUACAGAUCGUACGAAGACUCCAAUAGACGUAAUGGAUUUAAUCUGUCGGAUGAGGAUUAUGAUUUAUCUAAGCCGAUAGAUCAUAUUGAUGGACCAACGUCACCCGAUGAAAACUGCAGCCAACAACAGUGGUGUGAUGAAAAUGAUGGGCCUGAUUUUUUCAAUUCAAACCAUACACUGUCUCAAUUCAAGACACCACAGUCAUCUCAACCAACUUGUGUUGAACCCCAUGCACCGUUGCGUAAAGUAAAACGUAGACUAUUUUAA
Molecule: messenger RNA, 471 nt
Organism: Macrosiphum euphorbiae (potato aphid)
Lineage: Eukaryota; Metazoa; Arthropoda; Insecta; Hemiptera; Aphididae
Source: the annotation of a GenBank genome assembly